GUGCUUGAUUGAACUGAUGCAGCGGCUGCUACCUACCAUCCCUGUCUUUGCAUUGUACAUCUAACGAUGUGGCUGCAGCAUCUGUAGUUUCUGCCACCUGUGGCAGCACUCCUAUUCCCUCUACGCCACAGAGAGAGAGAGAGAGAGAACAAAAAAGGGGAGCUGAGAGAGGUCGGUGAGGAGGAGAAUAUCUUUCAUGAUAAGUGGACUUCUGACAGAGAUCCUCGCUGUAUACCCAGUUGACACAAAUGAAAGAAUCUUAAAGCAGCAGCAUGCCUGGACUCAUUAAUAAGGAGACAAGGAGCGCUCUGCCCCUCAGUGUCUCGGACAUCUCCUCCUGUGUCAGGGGCUAUACCCUGGCCAUGACCACUUCUAUGACCUAUGAGAACAUUGAGGAUCAUGCAAUUGAGGGAAUCUUUAUCUAUCCUCUGGAGGAAAAUUCCAUUGUUGUAGGAUUUGAGGCAAUGAUAUCCACUCAGAUAAUAACACUGCAAAUUAAAGACAAGACAAAGAUCGAAGACUGUCAUCUGGAUUGCUGCAACACAUCUAAUGGAACUCUCCAGAAUUGUAGCGGACAUAUAGUGAUGGAUGAGGAUUUGGAGAGGACGGUGCUAGUGGUUAACCUCGGGAUCAUCCCUCCUAUGGAGACGGUCCAUAUUCUCGUUAGUACCUCUUCUGAGCUCUUCACCCUGCCCAACGGGGGCAUCAGAGUCUCGUCCCCACCUGUGUGUACACCUCGGGUUCAGAGGUCCAUCAACGAGGAGCAGGGACUGUCCCCAAACUUCUCCAGGGCGCGGGACCGACAUACCAGUGCUUCAAGUCCUCAUGAUCAAACUCCCAACUCCCCUCAGCCCAUUUUAGCUUCACUGCUGGAGGAGGAGACCAUCAACUCCAUGGACUACGAGUUCAACUUCCAGAUGGAAAUAAGGGCUCCAUACCUCCUCGCAGGUGUGGAGAGCCCGUCUCAUGCCAUCCGAGCUGAUGCAGACCCUCUGGCCCGCUCCGCCACCAGCAUUGUCGUCACCCUGGCUGACAAGUACACUUAUGACUGUCCUGUCACCAUCCUCAUCUACCCCAGUGAGCCUCAUCUGCCACAUGUGCUCAUUGAGAACGGAGACAUGACACAGGAGGAGUACGAUGAGUACCUUCACGGCCGCAGUGAUUUCAUCAAGGCCACCAAGAAGGACUCCAGCAAUGAGAGGAAAGUAGAUGUCAUUCACAAGCGACUCCAUAAGGAUAUCCUCCACAAUCCCGUGGUCAUGUUGAAUUUCUGUCCUGAUCUCAAGCCUAUCAGUUCAGAUCUGAGGAAGGUGCACGGCGAGUUCAUCUUCCUCAUUGACCGCAGUGGCAGCAUGAGCGGGGUCAAUAUUAACCGUGUGAAGGACGCUAUGGUGGUUAUUCUAAAGAGCCUUGUUCCAGGCUGCCUGUUCAACAUCAUAGGCUUUGGCUCUACAUUCAAGUCACUCUUCACAACAAGCCAGAACUACGAGGAGGAUGCUCUGGCCUUAGCUUGCGAAUACGUCCGAAAGAUCAGAGCCGACAUGGGGGGAACCAACAUUCUAGCACCGCUCAACUGGAUCCUGAGGCAGCCCAUGUUCAGCAGUCACCCACGCCUGCUUUUCUUGCUCACUGAUGGGGCCGUCAGCAACACAGGCAAGGUUAUCGAGCUGGUCCGCAGCCACGCACGCUAUAUCAGAUGUUUCACAUUUGGCAUAGGACAGAAUGCUUGCAGGAGGCUGGUGCAGGGACUGGCGACAGUUUCCAGAGGAACAGCAGAGUUCUUGGCUGAUGGAGAGCGACUGCAACCUAAGAUGAUUAAGUCCCUGAAGAAAACCACAUCUCCUGUACUCAGUGACAUUUCAAUUGAAUGGCUCUUUCCUGAGACCAAGGAAGUGCUGCUUUCCCCUGUAGGCAGCACCUUCCUGUUUCCAGGAGACAGUCUCAUUGGCUACUGUGUGGUUUGUGACACCACGCGCUACCAUGCUAACCCAAAAUCUGAUAAGAGGAGGCGAUACAGCAUGAUGCGCUCCACUGAGUCAGCCAGUUCAGUGUUUUACCACUCUCAAGAAGAAGACCCACUGAAGACGGGUGUUGACAGUCAAGGGUCCUACAGGGAAGCACCCUCAGGGGCUCUUUAUGACUCCUACCAGGACUCAGUAACAGAGAACAGCCCUGUCUCCUCUGAACGUGACCCCACAGGGCUGGACAGUAAGAUGUCACCAAGAAGGCGCGCAUACAGCACCAACCAGAUUGUAGACUACAACCCAGCAAAGAAGAUCUACACUCCCAGUGACCCGAGCUCUGUGGCGGCAAAAAAUCCUCUAAGAAGAGCAAAAGUGCAGGAGCUAAUAGGCCAGAUGAGCCCAGAGCAUGAGACACAGUGGAAGAACGACUACCAGCCACAGCUGGCGAGCCUGUGUGCCACAUCUUCCAGAGGGCGUUCUGCCAGCUGUCACCGGCCAGUCCCUCAUCAGGAGAUGCUUUUGCAGCAGGAGGCCGAUGCAGAAUUUCAUUCCCAUCCUCAGCCCCAAGACGCUCCUGUGCCCAGUCAGCAGCCGGCAGCUCCCAACGCUGCAGGGGAAGACGGAUCCAGAUCCUCCACCGACAGCCCAUCUGUCAGCAGCAUCGGAGACACAGAUGGAUACGGGCACCAGUUAUGUCAGGCGGAAACACCACAGGAGUGCCAAACGUCAGAGCUGGGUGCCAUCAACCAGCACAAAGGUGACUGCAAGGCUGUGGUGUCUGGACUGUUGUGUGGGAAAUCAGUGAAGUGGGAGGUGGUGUUUGAUAUCGAGCCCUACCUGAACGGACGGGAACGUGAGGAGAAGGUUCACGAGGAGCUGUGGAACGAGACCUUCCAUCACCUGGCCGGACGGUCUAUUAUAAACGACUUUGAGCACAUGGGGGAUAAGGAGUGUGAGAUUGAGCAUGGUUCUGGGAGGAGGUACCAGAUAUAUGCUGUUCACACUAGUAAAGCCUGCAAUAUACUCAGCAAAUACACAGCGUUUGUUCCCAUCGACCUGGACACUAAUGAGUAUUUGCACACAUGUAUUGAAUACAUCAACACUGGUGAAGGACUGAAGAGAGGCUCCCACUCCAGCUCUCGGUCAGGGAGCAGGAAGAACCGAGGCUACUCCAUCGGACUGGGUCGCUCUCAGUCCGGUGGUAUGUCUGAGGACGCUGAAGACGGGCUACCACCCAACACUGGAGAGGAUGGAGCGUCUCCGUGCAGCACCCCCUCCUCCAGCUGGGAACGAUGUAGCUUCACAGAGGUCUCCCAAAGGAGUCCAUCUGUGACCUCUGACCAAUCGCAGAAAUCAGUGGAGAGCCUUUUCUCUGCCAGACUGGCCCUCAGCAGGACUCGUCUCCUGACUCGAGCUGCCAAAGGCUUCAUGUGUCGAUCACACAGCAAGUCUGGCGAUUCAAUCGGAGAAAGUGACAACGAGAACAAAGACUACAUUCCUCUGGUGUUGUUGCAGUUGGCUAGUGGUGCAUUUCCCCUGGACACGGCUCUGUGUGACGCCAUCAAUGUGCCCAUGGACAAGUUAAAGUGGACGUCCCCUUUCUUCAGCCACCGCACCAGUCUGGGUCACCUGUCUCACUCGAGCAGUCGCCGUGCCGACAGCGCCGAUGACGAACGCAGAUCGCCGUGUGAGGCAGAUUUGUACCACCAGUCAGCAGAGCACAGCAGUAGCAGCCCCUCUCAUCUGUCCAAGGGCACCUGGACGGACGUCGGUCCUUCCUCCCAGGCCAGCCCCUCUACCGCUGCCGAGCUCUCUCUGUCCCCUCUCUCUCAGGGGGACAGUGGGCACGGCUCUACCUUGGAAACAGCGUCAUCCAAUAGCGCGCAAAAGAGGAUGCUAGAUCCAGAGAGCAUGGUGUGGGCUACAGCCGUGGCUCUGGCCUGGCUGGAGCACAGCUCUGCCAGUUAUUUCAUAGAGUGGGAAAUGGUUGCCGCCAAGGCCAGUAUGUGGUUGGGCGCCCAGGACAUCCCAGAAGGCAAGGACUUGGCCUCUGUCAAAGCUGCUGCCAACCAGCUCUUCAUCAUCCUCAGACACUGGGAUGAAAACCUGCAACUUAACAUGCUCUGUUACAACCCCAACAGUGUCUGAGACUUCACACACCACUACAAGUACUUAAUCCCAUAUGAUACUAUGCUAACUAAGGCUGUACUCUUCUCUGUUCAGCUGUUUGUCCUCUGGAGUCUGACUUUGCUGUUGCAGUGAAAAGUGUAUACUCUCUUCUUUUUAUGUGUUACUCCUCCAAACAUAUCACAGGCUGUUCAGAGGCACUAUGUGCAAGCUGUUACCUCACUGGUGCCAUAUACUGUAGCUGGAUCCCUGUUAGCAAGGGGUCUAAUCAGAAUGUAUGAAGGGGUGAAAACAUCAAAUUAGUAGCAUGCUGGACCAUUGACCAUGACCAUCUGAAAAAAAGCUCUUAUUGUCAUCAUAUUGAUGUUAUGGGGAGACUGCUGCUGCAAAACAUUUUGUUUCAAUGACACAUACACACACCCUGUUUUUUUAGAAAUGCUGUCUUUUCAGCAUAUCUAAUUGACUGCAUUGUGGAAAAAAAAAAAAACAUCACCUGGCUCUUUUUUAUGCUUGUUAUCAUAACAGCGUUAUUAUUAAUAUUAGCCAUUUUUGCAGUUUGAAAUCAUAGCAGAUAACAGAAAAAUAUGCAAAAUGCUAAAAUGUGUGUUAUGAUCUGGUACAAAAAAAAAAAAAAAAAACAUCAAAAAAAAAAAAAGAAGGCUUAAGUGGGAAUCUAUGAAUGCGUAUCCCACUGGCAUGGAAUUUACCGUUUAUUAUUUAAUGGUACAUGCAGUUUUUUUCAAUUUUUUUCACUCAGCACAUGUAUUUGUCUUUGAGUCUGCAGGUUUCAGUCAUGCAUUAGGAUUUCAGAGAGACUAACAGACCCGAGGGCAGCGAUCAACAGUUCCUGCUCUGUAUAUCAGAUCAAAGACCUCCGCUAGUUCUGUCAUGAUCACAGCUCAUUUACCGCAAGUGCCUAACUAAGGUUUCAAGUCGGCAGAAAAUGUAGCUGUGUUUCAGAUGUACUCAACGUGGGUAAUACCAGGUUUUUGUUUGUUUUUUUUUCCUCUUCUCUCGCUUUAAACGUCUCUUCAUUUCUUUGUGGCAGAUUAAAGCAUCUUUCACUAUCGAUUUUUUUUUUUUUUCCACUUUAUUGUCCCAUUUCAGUGUUGCUUUACUCAGGUAUUUAUUCCUUUUUUCACUCAGGCUGAGUUCCAUAAAUCCUCCUGCAUGAACAUUAAGUCGUUGUGGUGUUAACUGACCGGAUUGCCACAGUGGAGCCAGUGGUGCAGUAUUUUACUCUGAAUUUAGACACAGUAGGUGUUAUAUAGUACUAUUUUUGUGGUGUAUUUGCUGUAGUGAGUGCAGCUGUUAUUGUAAUGACUUGUAUUUUUUAUGUCAUUUGUAUAGUGCAGUAUCUUUCAACUUGCGGUGUGCCUUUAUAAAUGAUUGUUGACUGUUUGAGGCUGUCGAAAGCUUCUGUAGUGUCUUUAUAACUGUCAUUGUUAUGACCAGCUCUGCAGGUGCAUGUAA
Molecule: messenger RNA, 5564 nt
Organism: Sphaeramia orbicularis (orbiculate cardinalfish)
Lineage: Eukaryota; Metazoa; Chordata; Actinopteri; Kurtiformes; Apogonidae
Gene: vwa5b1
Product: von Willebrand factor A domain containing 5B1
Exons: 22
Coding region: 273-4112 (1279 amino acids)
Source: RefSeq, a predicted model, not a curated record